AUGUUGACCGUGUCUCUACUAGAUUUCUCCGUCGAACUUUUAUUCGAAAUUUUUGAUAAUUUGGAUACUCAAACGAUUCUCAAAACACUUCGUCCUAUCUGCACUAAACUAUAUGAAACAGCCAAAGCAUACCAUCGAUAUAAAGUUAUUCUUUCUACAUCGAGCAUAUCCUACACGGCACUUGUCAAACACGUGAUUAAACCAGAAAACAUUACAUCGUUAUUAUUGAUUAACAGUAAUAGGAUGCAAUCAGAUUCAUCAAUGUCGUUUAGCAAUUUAUUUCAAGCCGAUACUUUUAUUCGUCUUCAAGAAUUAAGCCAUCGAGUUACUCAAAAGACCUCACAAACAGUGGCUCGUUACAUGGAUGAGAAGAUAAUCAUCAGGUAUGAUACUUCACCGUCAAAUGGGACUUAUCGUCUGCUGACAAAAGAUUGUUCGAACAGUACACAACAUACGUUUUUAGAAAAGGAAUUUACACUUGACAGUUGUACAGUGACAAAUGCAGCUGCACACAUACUUGGAGCUGCCCUCAAAAAUAAUACGACAUUAUCAACAGUUAAUCUUGGAAACAAUAAACUUGUUCAUAGCGCUAUGUUCCUGCUAAAUGAAAUUUUCAAUAUCAAGAACUUGCACACGCUACGUAUUCGUUGUGAUCAAUUCUCAGUGCAGCACUUCGCUCACCUAGGUAGUUUACUGUCAAGGAAUACGUCACUGAUCAAUUUCAGCGUUCAUAAAAAUCAAAUUUCUUUUGAAGGACUAAGAUUAUUAAUUGUUGGAUUGGGAUUCAAUGAAACCUUAGAAACGCUGAUUUUUGAAGAUAUUGGAAUCGAUGGUUCACCGUCAAGUCAAUCACAACCGAAUGGGGUGAUAGAAGAUGAACUCGCACAAUAUUUCGCCAAAAUAUUGAACGUCAACAAGGCAAUGAAAACGUUAGUACUUCCAUGUGUCCGACAUAGUGCAGCUGGUAUUCAAAAUUUAAUGGAUGCAUUGAAAAUUAACACAACGUUAAAAUGCAUUAGUCUUGAUGCACAUGGAAUUGAUUCCAGGGGUACAAAAUUUGUAGCAGAUGCAUUAAAAAAAACUCAGUAUUGA
Messenger RNA from Adineta ricciae, 1092 nucleotides. NCBI's taxonomy places the organism in Eukaryota, Metazoa, Rotifera, Eurotatoria, Adinetida, Adinetidae. The record is from the annotation of a GenBank genome assembly.